CCGCGGACAUCAUUAAAGUUUAACCAGGGACUCCUGUGUUUUUCAAGAGUGAACUGUAUUUUCCACACCCGGCGGGGAAUCCGGGUGCCCGGCGGCCGACUUAAGUCGUACGCGAAGUUUCCACCGCGCGGGCCGGAGGCGCCCCACCCCGGCCUCGUUCCAGGGUCAGCGGUGCGGACUGUUUGGGGAGGGGAAAGACGCGCACCCGACGUAAAGAAAGCUCCCCUGUCUGUCCGCUCGCAGCGGUCGCCGCUGGUGGCGUGGGGGUUAUUCCUUCCCACUUGCUUCUGUUGGACUGACAGUGAGGGAUUCAUUGGAUUAUUUCAAGAUGAGCUUUCUGUUGCCCAAGCUGACUAGCAAAACAGAAGUCGACGAGGCAAUAAAGAGCACUGCAGAGAAGGUGUUGGUUCUCAGGUUUGGGAGAGACGAGGAUCCUGUCUGUCUGCAACUAGAUGACAUUCUUUCCAAGACCUCUUCUGACCUGAGUAAAAUGGCUGCUAUAUAUCUGGUGGAUGUGGACCAAACUCCAGUCUAUACACACUAUUUCGACAUCAGUUACAUUCCAUCCACUGUGUUUUUCUUCAAUGGGCAGCAUAUGAAAGUGGAUUAUGGAUCACUCAGUCUGGGAGAAGCCGGAUGCCGUGGUGUGAGGACACUCAGGCAGCCCAUGGGGAGAUCCACCGACACUUUGGCCAACAGCCAGCACCACCUCAUGAGCCACGAGAGAAAAUGGGCGUCAGCGGGGAUUGGUAAAUCUCCUAAGGCGACUCCAAGUCUGCACUCUCCCCCCACCCACGGUGAGUCAUCCCUGGGGCCCUCCUGUCUGGGGGUGCAGAAGGGGGCUGGCUGAGAUGGUCAUUCUCCUGAUAUCCCUCCACCCAUCGCCUUCCUCCUGCUGGUAUGCUCAGCUCAGAGGAGUUAGGGAGUUAUACGGCCACAUAAAACAUGCUGAUUUCUGCCUCUCUGAUCAAUGAGAUGCUGCCUGGCCCUCCUGGGUGGCAAGCCACCUGGAGCUGGAGAGCAGUCCUCUCCCAGAUGGAGCUGGGCCAUUUGCCACCGACAGCAGAGCCAGAUGAACCCCAUGUUCUGCACAUGUGAUUUUCCUGCCAAAAUGGGCACUGGGCUAUCUAUCUAAGUCACACCCUGGGUGACACCCCCACCCCCAUCUUCAAAGUAGCAACACUUUCGUUCUUUCUCGUGUCUCUUUCAAGGACCCUUUAUUAGAUUAGACCCACAUGGAUAAUCUAUCUUCAAGAGGGUUCCUGUCUUAAACCAUUCGACAGCACAGUCCUGGGAAUGUAGGUCCCAGGGGUUAGGGCAGGGCAUCUGGGGACAGGAGGCAUUUUAGAAGUUCUGCUCCCAUGGCCUGGCAUCAGAUGGACGCAACUGUAUCAGUGCC
Molecule: messenger RNA, 1399 nt
Organism: Myotis davidii
Lineage: Eukaryota; Metazoa; Chordata; Mammalia; Chiroptera; Vespertilionidae
Gene: TXNL4B
Product: thioredoxin like 4B
Exons: 5
Coding region: 329-850 (173 amino acids)
Biological process (GO): mRNA splicing, via spliceosome
Cellular component (GO): U4/U6 x U5 tri-snRNP complex; U5 snRNP; spliceosomal complex
Source: RefSeq, a predicted model, not a curated record